AACCUCUCUACUCACCGAAAGAGGCAGUCCUAAGCAGGUAGCUCAAAGCUCUGUGUGUUUUUAGUGAGAAAUGCCCUGGUCGAACCUGUGGAUCACGGCAUCUUGAUGGUAAACGAGUCUCCACGAAAACUGGAUAUUGGAGUGCAAGAAUGAGUUCGUGUAAUAUGCCAAGGAAUUUUGUGUAGUGGCUAAUAUCAUCAUCUAUAGUUGUUUUUUGUGUAUAAAAAUAAAUCUGUGCUCAUAGACACUCAUAUCAAAUAUGGAUACAAUUCUUAGGAACCUUAAACUAUGUUUAUUUUUAGUGUACCUUUGGAGUACUAUGAUAGAUUGUCAUUCCGGCGAAGUAGAGACGAUAUCAUGUACGCCAGAUAAUUUUCGUUGUUUAAAUGGAAGGUGUAUACCCAGGCGGUGGGUAUGCGACUAUCAGCGAGAUUGUGAAGAAGGAGAAGAUGAACACCAGUCAUGUUCACCCCCACAGUGCAAUCCUAAUCAAUUUUCAUGUGGCCAUUAUGUUUUUAAUCAGUCAUAUUGUAUACCUCGAUACUGGCGAUGUGAUAGAGUGGUAGAUUGUGUAGAUGGCACUGAUGAAGGCGAAACGUGUAAUUAUAGAAAUUGUAUGCCCAGUGACCAUAAGUGUGGUAGUGGAUUAUGCAUUCCUAUAGAAAAACGAUGUGAUCAUUAUUAUGAUUGUCGAGAUGAAAGUGAUGAAUCUGAUGAACUAUGUAAAACCAACACAACAAAAUGUAGAUUAAAUGAAUUUCGUUGUGCAAAUGGACAGAAAUGUAUAGAUGAAAGUAAAAAAUGUGAUCAUUGGAAUGAUUGUGGCGACAAUUCUGACGAAGCUGAAUGUGAGUUUCCCGCUUGCAACAAUGGGCAGUUUAGAUGCACCAACGCUAUCUGCAUUCCAAUGCGAUGGAGGUGUGAUGGACAUGCUGACUGUACAGAUCAUUCUGAUGAAGCUAAUUGCACGUUAAUAUCAUGCCCUGACUCUAGAUUCCUGUGUCCAGCAGAGAAGAAGUGUAUUGAUAAAAAGAAACUUUGUGAUGGAACACGUGACUGUGAAGAUGGAGCCGACGAGAAAAAUGCAUGUUCAUCUCACCUGUGUAGGUCACUAAGAUGUGAAUAUGAUUGUCGUGCAUCACUUGAAGGUGGUGAAUGUUUUUGUGGACUUGGAAUGAAAGUUGAUCCCUUGAACUCUCAAAAAUGUGUAGAUUUGAAUGAAUGCAAUGAAUGGGGUUAUUGUGAACAAGUAUGUGUCAAUACUAUGGGCAGUUACAUGUGCUCCUGUGUUACAGAUUAUGAUCUGGUUCGACCAAAGCAUUGUAAAGCCAGAAACAGUUCUGCUAUGAGACUUAUUUUUGCUCAUCAUAGUGCCAUUUUUAAAGUCAAUGCUGAAGGUUCCUUAUUAGAAUUGAUAACAAAUACUACCGCUGCUAGUGGUUUGGACUAUCACUAUGGAAAAAAUCUUUUAUUCUGGUCAGAUACUGUUACGCGGAAAAUUUAUUCAAUAAAGCUAGACCCUUGGCGGAACUCAGAUCAUGUGCCUGAUUUUAAUGUUUCUUUCCCAUGGAGUCCUACUGCAUUUGCUAUUGAUUGGAUUGGCAAUAAAAUUUAUGUUUGUGAUGCUGUUGGUCAAAAAAUUGAUGUUAUGGAAUUGGAUGGAAGUCGAUAUGCAAUUCUCAUUAGUCGCAAUCUCUCUUCCCCAAUGGACAUUGCAUUGGAUCCACACUUGGGUUUGAUGUUCUUCAGUGAUGCUGACAAUAUUGACAGAGCUAACAUGGAUGGUACAAUCAGAGUCACAAUCGUCAACACUUUCAUUUACAAAGCAUCUGGCUUAACUUUAGAUUAUGUAACCAAAAGAGUAUUUUGGUGUGAUUCUCAACUCGAUCAAAUAGUUGCUGUCAACUAUGAUGGAAGCGGAAGGACAUCCAUAAUAAGAGGAAGUACCAAAGUGCCAUCUCCUAGUAAAUUAACUAUGUUUGAAAAUAAUAUCUAUUGGACUGAUGGAACAAGACAGGGAGUUUUGAAAGCUGACUUAUACAACACCUCUAAUGUUCAAACUAUUUAUCGUGAUCGUUCCUUGUUGAAAGAACCUAAAGCUAUCAAAGCCUAUCACCCUUUACGUGAAGUUCUUGUUCCAAACCCCUGUUAUUUCAGCAAUGGUGGUUGUCAACAUAUGUGUCUUUUGACUCGGUCAGCUGACAGCUUUAGCCUUGGCUAUCGCUGUGUCUGUAAUGUUGGCUAUGAGAUUACAUCGAAUGGAAAAACUUGCAAAAAGGUUGAAGAAUUUCUGUUAUACGCUCAGCAAAAAUUUGUUCGAGGGGUAAUACUUAAUCCUGUUGCCAAUGGUUUUGCUGAUGCUAUGAUUCCUAUUGUAAGUAAGAGUGCUAGAUUUGUAGGCCUUGAUUUUGAUGCCCAGCAAGGAUUUAUAUACUAUUCUGACGUUAUUUUGGAUGUUAUUUAUCGAAUAAAAGUUGAUGGAACUGGUCAAACUAAUGUAUUAGCCUCUCAGAAUGAAGGAGUUGAAGGCCUUGCUUUUGAUUGGGUGUCCAAUAACCUGUACUAUAUUGACAGCCGCAAAGGAACUUUAAAUGUGAUUAAUACAGUGCAUUUUCAAUAUCGGCGGACAUUGUUAAGAAACCUGAAAAGGCCUAGGGCUAUUGUGGUGCAUCCUAAUAAAGGUUAUGUAUUCUAUUCUGAAUGGGAUCGCCCAGCUAAUAUCAGCAGAGCUUAUUUAGAUGGAUCUAAUUUAAUGGUGUUUAGAGGUGUCUUACUCGGAUGGCCCAAUGGCUUAGCAAUCGAUUAUGAAAAGGACAGAUUGUACUGGUGUGAUGCACUCCUCGAUCAUAUACAACAUGCAGAUUUGAACGGAGAUGAUGUGCAAACAAUAAGCUCUCCUCGCAUUAAACAUCCUUUCUCUUUGGUUAUUCAUCAUGACAUGCUGUAUGUGACUGAUUGGAGAUUGGAUGCAAUAUUAAGAAUGCAUAAAGAAACAGGAGUUGGUGAAGAUAUUGUUGCAACUGUUGAAGAAGGUAGUAGAUUAUAUGGUAUUAAAGUAUUCAGCAAAGCAAAUCAAAAGCUUGAUAAUCGUCAUCCUUGUUUGCACAACAAUGGCGGCUGCCAGAAAUUCUGCUUUCCUGUGCCAUCAAAUUUCACUGAAAUAGGUCUUCAGGUUCAGUGUGGAUGUCCAUAUGGUGAGCGGUUAUAUAAUGAUAAUAAAACUUGCCAAGCCGAUCCGGAUGCAGAACCACCUGUACAAGCUUGUCCCAAUUCUUGGGACUUCACGUGUGACAAUCAAAGGUGCAUUCCUAAAACUUGGGUUUGUGAUGGCGAUGACGAUUGCUUAGAUAAUUCUGAUGAAAUGCAAAAUUGUUCCAAAAGCACCUGUGGAUCUCGAGAAUUCUCUUGCAGUAGUGGGCGUUGCAUACCACAAUCAUUUAGAUGUGAUUCAGAUAAUGAUUGCGGAGACUAUUCUGAUGAAAUGGGUUGUGUUAAUGUCACUUGUGAAGCAACAGAGUUUCCUUGUGAGAAUGGAAGAUGUAUUCCUAAGUCUUGGAAAUGUGAUUCUGAAAAUGAUUGUGGGGAUGGUUCCGAUGAAGGAGAUUUUUGCACUGAAAAAACUUGUGCCUAUUAUCAAUUCACUUGUCCAGGGUCAGGACACUGUAUUCCCCAGAGUUGGGUGUGUGAUGGUGACAACGAUUGUUUUGAUCAAUCUGAUGAGCAAAGCUGUCCUCCUAUAUCUUGCACUUCUUCACAAUUUCAAUGUGCUAAUCAGAAACAAUGUAUUCACGAAAGUUAUCAUUGCGAUGGAGUACCUGAUUGCCAAGAUAGCUCUGAUGAACAAAAUUGUCCAUCAAGGGCACCUGAUCAGUGUGACUCUGAAAAAUCAUUCCAGUGCCGAACGUCUCGUAUAUGUAUUCCAAAGUCUUGGUAUUGUGAUGGCAAUGCUGAUUGUGAAGAUGGAAGUGACGAACCAAGUUCUUGUGGUGAAGUGGAAUGCCCACCAAAUCAUUUCAAAUGCAACAACACCAGAUGUAUUUUUAAAUCUUGGAUAUGUGAUGGAGCUGAUGAUUGUGGGGAUGGGUCAGAUGAAGACCAUCGACAUGCAUGUGGACCUGCUCCGCAAGGUUGCCCUACCGAAGAAUGGGCUUGUCCAGAUGUUACAGGACGAUGCAUUCCUUUGACUAAAGUGUGUGAUAAACAUUCAGAUUGUCCUGGUGACACAGAUGAAGGUCCUGGUUGCACUAUAGAAACAUGUACCACAAAAAGUAUGGGCUGCACUCACAAUUGUUCUGAAACACCUUCUGGUCCAAUUUGUACCUGUCCACUUGGAAAAGUUUUGAAUGAUACUAAAACUUGCAUUGACUUUGAUGAAUGUGCUAUUCCUGGUGCUUGCAGUCAGCAAUGUAUUAAUACAAAAGGUUCCUAUAAAUGUUUAUGUCAAGAUGGCUAUACACUUACAACUGAUAGGCAUAUAUGCAAAGCUACAAACUGGACAAGUGCUUAUUUAGUUAUAUCAAAUCGCCGAUCUAUAUUGGUUGCCAAUUUAAAUACAACAACUUUAGAACGAGUUCCAGUUAGAGUUGAGAAUGUGGUUGCUACUGCAUCUGAAAUGUCAACUGGCACUAUUUAUUGGUCUGACAUGGUUUUGAAAAAAGUCUUCCGCCUUGUGAAAGGAGGUGAACCAGAAAUAGUUGUUGGUAGUGGAGUGGAUUUAGUGGAAGGCCUAGCUGUGGAUUGGAUUGGCAAAAAUCUUUACUGGGUGGACUCUCGUCUCAAAACUUUAGAUGUGUCCACUCUUAAUGGAGAACAUCAUAUUGUUUUAUUAAAUGAAAACAUAAGCCAGCCACGAGGCUUAUCCAUUGAUCCAAGUGAAAAGGCUAGAAUAAUGUUUUGGACUGAUUGGGGAGAAAACCCUAGAAUCGAGAGCUGUGGAAUGGAUGGUACUUUAAGAAGAACUAUUGUACACACAAAGAUCUUUUGGCCAAAUGGUUUAACUAUAGACAUUCCCACCAAACGAGUAUAUUUUGCUGACAGCAAGUUGGACUACAUUGAUUUCUGCAAUUAUGAUGGGUCUGGACGGCAGCAAGUUUUAGCACGAAACCAUUACCUACUUCAUCCUCAUUCAUUAACCAUUUUUGAAGACACUCUGUACUGGACAGAUCGUCAGCUGAACAGAGUUUUAUCAUGCCAUAAAUAUAAAGGUGUUAACCAGACAGUGGUAUCUCAUCUAGUCAGCCAGCCUCUUGGCAUUCAUGUUAGUCAUCCCAUUCUUCAGCCACUGUCUGCAAACCCUUGUGAAAAUGCUACUUGCAGUCAUUUAUGUCUUUUAUCACCUUCUCACUCAAAUGGAUACACUUGCAAAUGCCCUCCAGGCUAUGGCAGAGAUACUAAAACAGCAGAAGGAAACUGUGUGCCAGUGGACAAUCCAUACUUGAUGCUUAUGAGAUCUACUCAAUUGGUUGAUAUGAGCUUAACUCCAGGUGAUAAGACUACUGGUUAUUUCACACCAAUAAUUGGAAUUGAAAAUGGCUUUGAUUUUGAUUAUGACAAAAAAGAAGGCAUUAUUUAUUAUGUCCAGCUAGAAGAGGAAGAUAAAGAAAAUGGUACAAUAUUUAAAGUGUCUCUAAGUGGUGGAAACCAAACAAAAUUUCUUGCUGAUGGUUUUGUGGGAGCUCCCUACAUUCUUGCUUUUGAUUGGAUUGGCAGAAACUUGUAUGUAGGAAAUAGAAAAGCCUCCAAUUUUGAAGUGGUCAAAGUAGAUAAAGAACAAGAAUACAGAAGAGUAAUAUUAAGUAAUGAUGGAACAGAGCUUGGUGUUGCCAGGCCAAAGUCAAUGGUAUUGGAUCCUGAAGCUGGAAAUCUGUAUUGGCUUGACGAGGGUGGAUUUUCUGGUGUCAGUGCUAAAUUAGCUGUUGUCAGGAUGGAUGGAAAUAAUUCACGUAUAAUUCUUAAAGAUGGCUUGAAUAAUUUAGAAUCUCUCACUAUUGAUUUGUUUCAUAAACGAUUGUAUUGGAGUCAGCGAUCUGAUUCAGCAAAAAUUUACAGUAUAACAACUGAAGGUAAAGAUAAGAAAACUGUAGUAUCAUCUGGAAUAUCAAAGCCACUGGGUCUCAGUAUAUUCAACAACAAACUUUAUUACCUUGAUCCUAUCUUUGAAAAAAUUUCAAGAGUGGAUUUACCAGAUGGCACAAAUAGCUCUGAUCUGGAAACAAAUGCUGCUAAUCUCAUCAGUAUGAAAGUAUAUGGCAAAAGACCUUCUUCUAAUAAUCAUCAGUGUCAUAAAAAUAACGGAGAGUGCCAACAACUCUGCAUACCUUUGGCUAAUAAUGAACGGAAGUGUAUGUGCGGUACAGGUUUUCAAUCUGAUGGAGAAACUGGCUGUAGAGCGUACCAGUCAUUUGCAAUUGUAUCAGAGUUAGAGAAAGCGAGAGGAUUUAGUCUUGAAGAUCACAGUGAAGCGAUGGCUCCCAUAUCUGGUUCAGGACACAAUAUUCUUCAUCUGGAUGUCCAUUUUGCUGAAAGUCAUGUUUACUGGGUUGAAUUUAAUCAAGGUGAAAAGAAUGGAAUCUAUCGCAUCAAACCAGAUGGUACAGAUAUGAAUCAUGUUAUUUCUGAUGGAAUUGGUAGCAAUGGCAUUCGAGGACUUGCAGUUGAUUGGAUAGCUGAAAACUUAUAUUUUACAAAUGUAUUUCCUCAUGAAACCUACAUUGAAGUAUCCUGGUUGGAUGGAUCUAAAAGGAUGGUUCUUCUAAAAACUACUACUGAUUCACCCAGAGAAUUGGCCGUGAAUCCCAUCAAACGUUAUUUAUAUUGGAUUGAUUACGGACAUUAUCCUAAAAUCGAGCGAGCCCUAUUAGAUGGUACACAUCGAGAAGCCAUUGUGGUCAAUCAAAUAAGUAGCCCCCGUGACCUGACUAUUGAUAUUGAAACCCAUGAUGUCUAUUGGGUGGACUCUAAAGAAGAUGCUGUACAAAGAGUCAAGUUUGAUGGAUCUCAAAGAGUGUUUGUUUACAAGAACUAUCCAAACCCUAUGGGAGUUGCUAUACAUGUCUCUAAAGUGUACUGGGUUGAUCGUAAUCUCCGUACCAUAUACAGAGCUGAUAAAAAUCCCAAAAAUGAUACAAAAGUGGAAUCUAUAAGAGCAGAUAUGGACACUUUACGAGAUAUUGUUAUCUAUGAUAUUAAAAAUCAACCUACAGCUGAUUCUCCAUGCAGCAAACAUAGCUCUGGUAGGUGUGAACAACUUUGUUUUGCCAUGCCUGAAACUGCAAAUCAAACUUUCAAAUGUGCAUGUGCAAGUGGCAUGCUCGGAUCGGAUGGCAGAACAUGUGGUGAUUUGAAAGAAUAUAUUGUAUUUACUACCAGACGAGAAAUAAGAAGUUUGCAUUUAGAUCCUAAGGUUACCAGUGUUCCAUUCCCCACAAAAACAAAUUUGUCUAAUGUGGUUGGACUGGAUUUUGAUUAUAAGGACAAAAAAAUAUUUUUUACACAAAUACGUCCUGAUGGCAGCAUAUCGUGGGCUAAUAUGGACCAAAUGGAUAAAGUUAAUGUUAUUCUAAACAAAGGAAUAAAUCCAGAAGGUAUUGCUUAUGAUUGGACUCGACAAAAAAUAUAUUGGACCGAUUCAGGGAACCGAAGCAUAUAUGCUAUGAACAUGGAUUCUUCUAAUAUUGUUAUGAUUACUAGAGUUGAAAGACCUCGUGCUCUUGUUCUAGAUCCAUGCCAAGGAUAUAUGUAUUACACAGACUGGGGUAGGUUUGGUAAUACUGGCAAGAUCUACAAAGCAACAAUGGCGGGAAAUAAUAAAAUAGCUAUACAUGAAACUAAUUUGACACAACCAAGUGGACUUGCUCUUGACUAUGAUGAGCAGAAAUUAUACUGGACAGAUGCUCUUAGGGAGAAAAUUGAACGAUCAGAUUUAGAUGGACAAAAUCGAGAAGUUUUAGUGUCGGCUACAAUUUAUCCUUUUGCUAUCACUGUGUAUGGAAAAUACAUUUAUUGGACUGAUUUACAAUUGAGAGGUGUAUAUCGUGCUGAAAAACACACUGGUGCGGGAAUGAUUGAAAUGAUUAAAAGGCUUGAAGAAUCUCCUCGUGAUAUACACAUCUUUGCACCAGAUCGACAGAAGUGUGAUAGUGAUCUGUGUAAAAUAAAUAAUGGUGGUUGUGCACAUUCCUGUCAUCCAGCGCCUAAUGGAACUAUCGAGUGCUUGUGCGAAAAAGGUUUUAAGGUCGUUAACGAAGGGCGCAUGUGUGCAAAUGAUAAUAUUACCUGCACUGAUAAUAAAUAUACUUGUGGAAAUGGAAAAUGCAUACCUCGUCUUUGGGCUUGUGAUGGUGAUGAUGAUUGUGGUGAUAAUACAGAUGAAGAUAAAAAUUUCUGUUCAUUGCACACUUGUAGUCCAGCAGAAUUCAGAUGUGGUGUGGGUCGAUGUAUAUUCAAAACUUGGAGAUGUGAUCAUGAAAAUGAUUGUGGUGACGGUACUGAUGAAUUGGAUUGUACUUAUCCACCCUGUGCUGAUGGAGAGUUCACAUGUGCCAACUUCCGUUGCAUUCCACAGUCUCAACUCUGUAACGGAGUAAAUGAUUGUAAAGAUAACAAAACUUCAGAUGAGAGCUCAGAACUUUGUAAAAACAACAGAACCUGUCCCAGCAAUCAUAUCAAGUGCAAUACCACUAACAUUUGUGUUGAGCCAUACUGGCUAUGUGAUGGCGAUAAUGAUUGUGGUGAUAAUUCUGAUGAAAAUCCAGCUUUGUGUGCUCAGCGAACUUGUCCACCAAAUAGUUUCAGAUGUUCAAGCCAUAGAUGUGUUCCUGCAACUUGGUAUUGUGAUGGUGAUGAUGAUUGUGGUGAUGGAGCUGAUGAACCUGAAGAAUAUUGCAAAAGUGAAAAGAAAACCUGCUUUGGGGAUCUCUUCACGUGUGAUAAUGGCAACUGUGUUCCUAGAAUUUAUAUUUGUGAUGGUGAUAAUGAUUGUCUUGAUAAUUCAGAUGAAGAUGAACGCCAUCAAUGUGAAACCAGGAAGUGUGAUCCCGAAAAAGAGUUUACCUGUGUGCAAAAUAAACAGUGGGGCAGAGCUUCUUGCAUACCAAAGCGAUGGGUCUGUGAUGGUGAUCCUGAUUGUGUUGAUGGUGCAGAUGAGAACAGCACUCUGCACAGUUGUGCCCCUCCAGAGCCUUGUGAGCCCAAUCAAUUCCAGUGUGAUAAUAGACGGUGCAUCAAUAAAGAGUGGAUGUGUGAUCAUGACAAUGAUUGUGGUGAUGGAUCUGAUGAACCAAAGAACUGCACUUUCCGAACUUGUAAUGAUGAGGAAUUUACUUGUCGCAAUGCCAAAUGCAUUCGUAAAAUGUACCAUUGUGAUGGUGAAGACGACUGUGGAGAUGGUAGCGAUGAAUUAGCAAAAGACUGUGCAACUGAAGCUCCAAAAUGUGCCAAAAAUGAAUUCAAGUGCAAAAGUGGUCAGUGUAUUCCUUUAGAACGAGUCUGCAAUAAAGUAGUGGAUUGUGAUGACAGCUCAGAUGAGCCAGCUCAUUGCCAUGUCGAUGAAUGUUCUAAAGUUGAAACAAAUCAAUGUGAGCAUAAAUGUGUGAAUACUCUUACUGGAUUUUACUGUGAAUGCACUGAAGGCUAUGAGCUUGCGAAGGAUGGAAAAGCUUGCAAGGACAUUGACGAAUGUGUUGUUAAGCCAGAGGUGUGCUCUCAGUAUUGCUUUAAUACUCCUGGAUCUUACUAUUGUAAAUGCAAUGAAACGUAUUAUGAAAGAGAACUUGAUGGCCGAACUUGUAAAAGGAAAGAUAAUAAAGAACCAUGGCUUAUAUUUACUAAUAGAUAUUAUCUGAGAAACAUGAGUAUUGAUGGUAAUCAAUACAAUCUUAUCAAAAUGGAUUUAAGAAAUGUAGUGGCUUUAGAUUUUGAUUUCCACAAAAGUCAGCUUUAUUUCUGUGAUGUAGGGAACAAGACAAUUAGCCGUAUUUCUAUAGAUGGCACUGGAGAAGAGACACUAAUACGCCAUGAUACUCAAGGAUUAGAAGGAUUAGCUGUUGACUGGAUUGGAAGGAAAAUCUAUUGGCUCGACCGAACUUCCAAACAGCUGGAUGUUGCUGAACUUGAUGGUACUAACAGAAAAACAUUGUUAUCUGGCAAAAUAUCUGAUCCAAGAGCUAUUGCUGUGCAUCCUGGUAUUGGAUAUGUGUAUUUCUCUGAUUGGGGACACCAUGCUUAUAUUGCUCGAAUGGGAAUGGAUGGAGCAAAUUUCUCUCGAAUUGUACUUUAUGAAAACAAACUUGUGUGGCCUAAUGCCUUGACCAUUGACUAUUUCAGUGAUAAGAUAUUUUGGGCUGAUGCUCAUUUAGAUUACAUUGAAUUUGCUGAUUUGGAUGGGAGAAAUCGCCACGUAGUUCUGUCUGGUAAUUCAGUUCCUCAUGUGUUUGCUCUCAGUGUGUUUGAUAAUUUCAUCUAUUGGACUGACUGGAAUUUGAAAGGAGUUUUCCGAGCAGACAAGUUUACUGGAGAGCAUUUGCAAGUAUUGAGAAAUACUUCACAUCGACCUUAUGACAUUCACAUUUAUCAUCCACUUCGACAAUUACCAUAUACAAAUCCUUGUGGUAAGAAUAAUGGAGGCUGCUCUCAUCUUUGCUUGAUUUCUCCUGGUGGUGAUAAAUAUACGUGUGCAUGCCCAGACAAUUUUAUUCUAAUGCAGCAGCCUCUUGGCUCUGCAGCGGCCAAUCAUCGCUGUAUUGCUAACUGUACAUUAGGACAACAUCUAUGUGGAGGCGACGAUUCUAGAUGUAUUCCUAUUUAUUAUAAAUGUGAUGGAAAUAAAGAUUGUAGAGAUGGCUCUGAUGAAGCCGGAUGUCCUCCAUUUUCUUGCAAACCUGGCCAAUUUCAAUGUCGUAACAAUCAAAGUUGCAUUUCUCGCAUUCGAAUUUGUGAUGGAACUGCUGACUGUAGUGACAGAUCUGAUGAAGAAUUCUGUGUCCAUGAUUGUGGAGAACAUAGCUUUAAAUGCAACAGCACUGGACGCUGUGUUUCUGAAGCUUGGCAUUGUGAUGGAGAUGAAGAUUGUCCUGAUGGUUCUGAUGAAGAUCCAGCCCUGUGCCAUAAAAAAGAAUGUGAUCCUGAAACUCAAUUCAAGUGUAACAAUGGGAAAUGCAUUCCUAAGUUGUGGUAUUGUGAUUUUGAUGAUGAUUGUGGCGACAAUUCUGAUGAACCGUCUCACCGAUGCCGUAACCGCAACUGCACAACUGGCUGGAGAAAAUGUCCCACUCAUGGUAACUAUCGCUGUAUACCAAGUUGGCUGUUCUGCGAUGGUAAAGACGAUUGCCGUGAUAACUCAGAUGAAACUGAUCCUGUGUAUUGUCCUAAAUGUCACCAAGCUGGUGAUUUUGAAUGUAGAAAUAAGAGGUGUAUUCCUCUAAGAUGGAGAUGCGACUUUGAAGAUGACUGCGGUGACAACUCAGAUGAAGAUCCCAGCAUUUGCACGGAGUUGUAUCGUGACUGUACUGAAAGUGAAUUCCAAUGUUCGAAUAAAAAGUGCAUUCCAAUGAGAUGGCGCUGUGAUCAUGAUGAUGAUUGUGAUGAUGGAUCAGAUGAAAUAGGCUGCUUAAACUACGAAUGUCCCACUGACCAAUUUAAAUGCAAAAGUGGCCACUGCAUUGCAAGUAGACUAAAAUGUGAUGGUAAUAAAGACUGCAAUGAUGUGUCUGAUGAACAAGGCUGUCCACCCAGGUAUCCAGAUGGAAAGUAUUGUCAAGAAAAUAUGUUCCAAUGCAACAAUACAGUUUGUAUUCGACGAGAUUUCCUAUGUGAUGGUGAUGAUGACUGCGGUGAUCAAUCGGAUGAGAAACCAGAUUUGUGUAGAGCUUUCUCCUGCGACAUGAGCCAUAAAUUCCAAUGUGCUAACCAUCGUUGUAUUCCUGUAUGGCAUGUUUGCAAUGGUCAAGAUGAUUGUGGUGAUGGUUCUGAUGAAAACAAUCAUACCAUGUGUGAGAAACCUCCAAUAAUAUGCUCAAGUGAAGAAUUUAAAUGCCUUUCUCAGAAAUGUGUUCCAUUGACAGCUGUCUGCAACUUGGAGGAUGAUUGUGGUGAUUUAUCUGAUGAAAAAGGAUGUAAUUUUGGAACGUGUGAUCCCAUCAAAAAGGGAGGUUGCCAACACAACUGCACAUCACUUACUGGGGAAGGUUAUAUCUGUGUUUGUCCCAAAGGAUAUCAAGUUAAGCAUGAUGAUGCCAAAAUUUGUGAAGAUGUCAAUGAAUGUGCAACGUUUGGACAUAACUGCUCACAAAUAUGCACAAACUUCCUUGGUACUUACGAGUGUACUUGUCACUUUGGCUUUGAGAAUUAUGGUGGUCACUGUGCAGCCACUGGCAAGCCUCCUAUUUUGAUGUACGCAGCUACCACUGAAGUGAAAGCAUUCUUACUUUCAUUCGAUCAACAAUAUGCAUUUAUUUCUGGAGAAAGCAGAAUACAAUCAUUGGAUUAUGAUGUCUCCCGAGGUGUGCUGUAUUGGACUGAUACUUCAGAGAAAACAAUUAAACGGUCUUUUAUUCCUGAUGAUCCAGAUGCUAGCUCAGGUUUCGCACAAAACCUUGAAUUGAAAGGAUUAACUAAGCCUUCAGCGUUAGCCAUUGAUUGGGUUAGUGGCCACCUUUAUUGGAUGGAUACUGAUCUCUCAAGUGCACGACCCAAAGGACGCAUAUUUGUCAGUGAGUUAGAUGGUCGCUACAGGCAUGCCAUUGUAACGUUUGGUUUGGAACAGCCUACAUCUCUUGCCUUGGAUCCAGAGUUCGGAUUUAUGUUUUGGACUGAUGCUAGUAUUGCCCCAAAAAUUGAAAGCUCUUGGAUGGAUGGCAGUAAAAGGAAGAUAUUAGUGAGUGAACAAUUGGGUUACCCAACAGGUAUUACAAUGGAUUAUGCUGGUGGACACAGGCUUUAUUGGUGUGAUACCAAGUUGGACACCAUUGAAUCAAUGAAAAUGGAUGGAACAGAUCGUGUUACAAUUUUAUCUGGUUUGAACCAUCCAAUUGCCCUAGACUUAUUUGAAGAUCAUGUUUAUUGGCUAACUAGAGAUUCUGGGGAAAUCUGGAAACAUGAUAAAUAUGGACGAGGUGUUAAAGUUCGUGUACGCAAGAGUACAGAAAACCCAACAUCUGUUAAAGUGUAUCACUCUCUUCGAUAUAAUACUACAAUUAAAAACCGUUGCCCUGAAGACGCUUGUUCUCAUCUAUGUUUGCUAAUACCUGGUGGUUACAGGUGUGCUUGUCCUGAUGGCUCACCCAUUUCCAUUCUUGGUUCAGCAACGUGCAAUUCAGGCUUCGAAACUCCAAAACCUCAGCCAUAUCGUUGCCCGUGUAGAAAUGGUGGCCAUUGUGUUGCUGAUUCUUCUGACAGAGUUAGUUGUGUGUGUUUGGAAAACUAUACUGGAGUGCAUUGUGGUGAUUUUAGCCCUCAAAGUGCUCGCAUUGGAGGACAUGGAAGUAGUGUCGCUGCUAUCGUGAUUCCAAUUUUAACUAUACUGCUUGUUCUUGUUGGAGGCCUGGUUGUGUUUUACAUAUUUAAGAAACGGAACCUGAAACCUCAUGGAUUUGGUGGAAGUAAUCAAAGUGUAUCAUUUAGAAGUGGCACUAAUGUUGAAUUCUCGCCAACAUUCAUGGCUCAAAAUGGACCUUCUGAAACAACUAUUGAGGAACCUCUUGACACUCACUUCAAUCUUGGGGACUUUGACAAACCCACCGAUUUUGCCAAUCCCAUGUACGAUGUCAUUGGAACAGUUAAUGACAAAGGCCCUCAUUACGAAGUACCCACCGAUUCCAAAGUAGACAAGUCUAAAUCGUCAUCACCUGCGGUGUUGCAACUUAGAAAAAGUGCUUUGGAUCCAAUGACCGCAGAUACAGACAAGGACACAGUCGGACUAGUCGUUGAGGACAAAUCAGAAUGUUGACAUAUGUUAUAAUUUGAUGCAAGUAAAAUACAACUCAACUCUUCUGGAAGAGAAUAUGUGUGUGUCUGAAUAGCAAUUUAUAGGAAUGAUUGAAAUGUCUAAUUUUGUUUGUUAUGUAAAUAUUCCUUACAAUCCAUUCCAUUUUGACUUUAUUAUGAACAUUUGACAUUCCUUGGCGAUGUUGUGUACUAUUUUUUAUAGAAUAUGUACAUAACUUAUCUACAGAAUGCAUUACCAGUUGGCAGGAGACUCGAUAAUUUCCUGAUUUUUUAGGAGAUUUUUGCUCACUGAUAGAUGCAUUCUUUUUUAUCCCAGUUGUUCAGCUUUGAAUUAGUAUCUGGGCUUUGUGUACAUACGUGUUAACUAGCACUUAGGUAUUUUUAAAAUGAAAGAAAUUUUGUUGUAUUAAUUUUUUUGAGGUAGAUAAAUUAGGACUUUAAUAUAUUCACUUGUUUGAAUACUUAUCCAUGAUGAAUUAGAGCAUAUAUCAAAUUUAGUUCUCAAUAAACUUUAUUAAUUUUAGAUUACAAAAUUUGUUUUUUUUUUUAAUCUUUAAAUACAUCGUACAUAUAUGGCAUUUAAAUAUUCUUGAAUAUAUAUUUUAUUAUAGAUUUCUUAUGUUAAAUUAUUUAUGCAUAGGGAGGCCAGUUAAAAUCAAUUAUAUUUUUACGCUUUCCAGUAGAUCUGGACUAAUUAGUUCUUAGUCUUUCACCAGUUAUCUAUUUUUCAAAAAAAUUCCAAUCAAAAUCAUUUUCAUCAGUUCUGUUUUGUGGGUUUUGUAUUUACUUGUUUUGUGCGUUGUUUGUUAUGUAAAGGAGACAUUAAUGCAGUGUUUUUCAUACAAUUUUGAAAAUCAAUGUUUGCAAAAUAUAUUUCUGUUAACACUUUUCAGACAAAUGCCUAAAUUUAUUGAAUAUUUGCAUAUAUAUAUUAAUUUGUUUAAAAUGUAAUUUAAAUUUGAUUACCUAAAUUAAUGUCUCCUUACUUCAAAUGUUUAGUUUUUUUUUUCUUGUGUUAAAAUACAUAUGAGUUUUUAUUUCCUGUGAUACGUUUAAAUAAUUUUAUUUUUUUCAAAAAUAUUAUUUGUGAUUGAUAAAUUUGAAGAUAACUUAUUGGUUGGAUUUUGAAAAGAUGUUAAUCAGUAAAUUUGUGCCAUUUAUUAUUAAAAAUAUACUUGCACAA
Molecule: messenger RNA, 15124 nt
Organism: Parasteatoda tepidariorum (common house spider)
Lineage: Eukaryota; Metazoa; Arthropoda; Arachnida; Araneae; Theridiidae
Gene: mgl
Product: low-density lipoprotein receptor-related protein megalin
Biological process (GO): receptor-mediated endocytosis
Cellular component (GO): signaling receptor complex; apical plasma membrane; plasma membrane
Molecular function (GO): protein binding; calcium ion binding; hormone binding
Source: RefSeq, a predicted model, not a curated record